This is a messenger RNA of Clonostachys byssicola, 1689 nucleotides long. NCBI's taxonomy places the organism in Eukaryota, Fungi, Ascomycota, Sordariomycetes, Hypocreales, Bionectriaceae. The record is from the annotation of a GenBank genome assembly.
AUGAAGGACGAUACCUCCCACGUUCGUUUUGCGCCGAGUCGAACAUGUACAGAAACUAGCCAGUCCUCCACCAAGGAGGAUACCUCCAGUGACCGGCCGGGCUUUCGGAUAUACGCCGUGUCUGUAGUGUUGGCGCUCUCGGUUUUGAUGGUUGGUUUGGAUGCCAGCAUCGUUGCCACAGCGAAUCCGAAAAUCACGGACGACUUUAAUUCCCUCGCCGACGUCGGCUGGUACGGCUCAGCAUUCCAGUUGACCGUCUGCGCCACUCAGCUAUCAUGGGGAAAGGUCUACAUGCUCUUCCCUGUGAAGCGCGUGUUCAUCGGGAGUGUCUUUCUUUUCGAGGUCGGUAGUCUGAUAUCUGCCGCCGCACCAAGCUCGAGUGUUUUCAUUGCCGGACGCGCCAUCUCGGGCGUGGGCUCUGCUGGGAUGACGGGUGGUUCUCUCUUGAUCAUUGCCCAGUGCGUGCCAUUGCAGAGUCGCCCAACGUUCAUUGCUAUGAUUGGGGCCAUGGAAGCGAUUGGUUACAUCAUGGGGCCGCUACUAGGAGGUGCCAUCACAGACAAGGCCAGCUGGCGAUGGUGCUUCUGGAUCAACCUGCCCGUCGGCGCCAUCACCGCUAUCGUGAUGCAGAUUCUGCUUAAGCCGCCCCAAAGCAAAUCAAACAUGCUCUCCUCGCUGACCAUUCUAGAAAAGCUGAGACGUUUUGACUGGUUUGGAGCCUUGACUCUUAGCGCAGGCAUUCUUUCCCUCAUUCUUGCCCUGCAGUGGGGAGGUUCCAAAUACUCGUGGACUGAUGCCCGCAUCAUCGUUUGUCUCGUUUUUGGGGCACUUUUACUUACCAUCUUCUUUGUUAUUCAAACCCUCCUCUCCCAAGAGAAAGCAACUAUCCCACUCAGAGUAAUGAAGUCGCGAAGUGUUGUCUUCGGGACUCUAUACUCCUUUUCGCUCUCCUCAGCCCUCGCCAUCUGGACUUACUACCUGCCCCUCUGGUUCCAAGGCGUUAAGGAUGCAUCGGCACUUGAUACUGGUGUCAUGCUCCUGCCAGCUAUUUUGGGGUUGGUGAUGGGAGUAGUUGUUGGGAGCUUACUCGUCACACGGAUUGGAUAUUACACUCCCUUCGCGAUCGUUUCUGGCAUCUUAGCGACCGUAGCAGCGGGACUGCUUACGAGACUCGAGGUGCACACUCCUCAGCCUGAGUGGAUUGGCUACCUUAUCUUCAUUGGAAUUUCCUGCGGUCUGGGGUUCCAGCAACCCCAGAUUGCCGUGCAGACGGUCCUCGAGGACUCAGAUGUGCCCGCCGGAACUUCUCUUAUCUUCUUCUCUCAGAGUGUCGGAAGUGCAAUCUUUAUCUCACUAGGGAACAGCAUCUUCCUCAACCGCCUGAUCGUCUUUCUCAAAGAAACGGCUCCCGAGGUGAGCUCCGAUACACUGCUUUCACACGGUGCCACAACUUUGAAAACAGCUGUUCCUUCUGAACUGGUGGAAACUGUCGUCGUCGCCUACAAUAACGCCAUCAGUCACGUCUUCUUCGCGCCAGUGGGCAUGUGCAUACUGGCAGCCUUGCUUUCAUUGGGAAUCGAAUUCAAGUCAAUCAAGACCGCUAAGAAAACAAGGAAACCCUCGAGAAGAUCCUUGACCCUGUCUUACAUUCAGACACUGCCGCUCGACGACUUGCAGAUGAUCGAGUGA